AUGGUAGCGACAGAUUAUGAACCUGACGCUGCUGGUCUACAAAGCUUUAUCUUAUGUGCGGACUGUGGUACACCCAUUUCCUCUGCUAACGGAGCUGGUCUAUGUGUCGGUUGCUUGAAGAACACGGUCGACAUCACCGAGGAUAUACCCAAAGAGGCCGCUCUGAAUUUUUGCAGAGGAUGUGAACGUUUCCUCUCUCCACCUCAGACGUGGAUACACGCACAACCGGAAUCUCGCGAGCUACUAGCUAUAUGUCUGAAAAAGAUAGCAAGACCAUUGAUGAAAGUCAGAUUGGUCGAUGCUUCAUUCGUAUGGACCGAACCACAUUCUCGAAGAGUCAAAGUAAAGAUCACCAUACAGAAAGAAGUCUUAGCCAACACCGUGCUUCAAGAUGAUUUCGUAUUGACCUUGGUCGUGCAUUCUGGUCAAUGUCCGAGUUGUACAAGAUUAGCAGCGAAGAACACCUGGAGAGCGACGGUACAGGUUAGACAGAAAGUGACGCAUAAACGGACGUUUUUGUGGUUGGAACAAUUGAUCUUGAAGCAUAACGCCCAUAAGGACACUGUAAAUAUUUCUGAGAAGAGAGAUGGAUUGGACUUCUUUUACUCUGAAAGAAACGACGCCAUCAAAAUGGUAGAGUUUCUGGCUGGUGUUGUACCCGUGCGGUCAAAAGGAUCUGAGCAGCUCAUCUCCUCCGACACACAUAGCAAUACUUCAAAUUACAAGUUCACUUACUCUGUGGAAAUAGUUCCUGUUUGCAAAGAUGAUCUAGUUUGUCUUCCUCGUACGCUAGCUAAAGCAUGGGGCAACAUCCGACCACUUACAUUAUGUUCCCGCGUCGGUAACACCAUCCAUCUUCUCGACCCUUCCACCUUACAACAAACCGACGUAUCUUCUCCUGUGUAUUGGCGUCAACCAUUCGACUCCCUCGCCACCGUCUCCGACCUUGUAGAAUUCGUCGUUCUCGAUGUAGAAUACACCAACAUAACUCGUGGUAAAUAUGUUCUAGCCGAUGUUCAAGUCAUGCGAUCUUCUACUGGUUCGACCACAAAAGCUUCCUCGGAUGACGAUGAAGAAAUGGGUCACGAUGGAAUUUUCUACACCCGAACACAUCUCGGUGGAAUCAUCCAACCUGGUGAUACAGUGUUAGGUUAUCAUCUCACCAACGCCAAUUUCAAUAAUGAAGCUUAUGAAGCUUUGGAACAAUCACGAGAGGCUUUACCAGAUGUUAUACUUGUGAAGAAAACAUAUCCUAGUAGAAGGAAAAAGUCUAAACCUCGAGGAUGGAAAUUACGUUCCAUUGCCAAAGAAGCGGAAGAUGCGGGAGAUGGAGUAGUAGGUCGAGGUGCUUUGGGAAGAAGAGGUGGAGUGGAUCAAAAGAAUGUUGAGAGGGAUUAUGAGUUGUUCCUUCGUGAUUUGGAGGAAGAUAAAGAAAUGAGAGCGGCGAUAAAUCUUUACAAGGCGAUUCCGAAAGAGAAAGCAGAGGAAAUAGGAGAAGGUGAUAUCGUCAUGGGUACUGCCAAUGGGAAAUCUGGUUCAGGUUUGAAAGGAGGAAAGAGGAGACAGAAGAAAGUAUCGACGCUACCACAAGAGAUGGAGGUGGAGGAGGAUAGGGGUGUGGAGGCGGAUGAAGAAACGGUAGGGGAUGAUGAUUUCCCUGAGAUUGGGAUGGAGGAGUUGUUGGAUCAGUUCGAAGAGAUGGAUAUGGAUGAAGGCGAGGAAGUGGAGUAG
Tremella mesenterica DSM 1558 is the source of this 1731-nucleotide messenger RNA. RefSeq lists its product as uncharacterized. The record is from RefSeq and is a predicted model, not a curated record. Bases 1 to 1731 code for a protein of 576 amino acids. The transcript is spliced from 6 exons. Gene Ontology annotation, biological process: ribosomal large subunit export from nucleus. Gene Ontology annotation, cellular component: nucleus; cytoplasm. Lineage: Eukaryota; Fungi; Basidiomycota; Tremellomycetes; Tremellales; Tremellaceae. Gene Ontology annotation, molecular function: ribosomal large subunit binding.